Molecule: messenger RNA, 2245 nt
Organism: Thunnus maccoyii (southern bluefin tuna)
Lineage: Eukaryota; Metazoa; Chordata; Actinopteri; Scombriformes; Scombridae
Product: myelin protein zero-like protein 2
Exons: 5
Coding region: 289-1050 (253 amino acids)
Biological process (GO): cell-cell adhesion
Cellular component (GO): membrane
Source: RefSeq, a predicted model, not a curated record
AAUUUGUCAGCUUUCAGUUAAACGUGUGAGAGAUAAGAAGGCAGCAAGGAGAGCUGUUGACUUGUUACUCCGCCCGAAAAUGUGGUGGGAGGGUGCUGAAAUGAAAUGUAUGAGGGCAGCUGCGGGUUGGGACGCGUCUUUGGAUAGACGAGGUGGACGACAAGACUCACCGUAACUUCAUGUUUUCUUCCCUCUCAAAAGGGGAUCCAGACACUUGUGAGGCAGUUUUUCUGACACUGUGAGUCGACUCCUGGUUUCUUGGCCAUCGGACAGCCUGCCGUCCAUCCAAUGUGCGUAAAAGGGCUUUGUUUCUUCACCGUCCUGACUGGACUUGCAGCUUCAGGCGUGCUGCAGGUCAGCGGGAUGCGUAUAUACACAUCUGGGGAUGUGGAGGCAGUGAACGGGACGGAUGUCCGUCUGAGGUGCACAUUCGAGAGUUCCGCUCCCAUCAACACCGACGCCGUCAUCAUCUCCUGGAGUUUCAGACCCCUCAAACCGGGCCGAGAGGAGUCGGUGUUCCACUUCCAGCAGAAACCAUAUCUUCCUAUAGAGGGCACUUUCAGGAAGCGCAUCAUUUGGGCUGGUGACAUCAUGGGCCGUGAUGCAUCCAUCAUAAUUCGAGAGGUUAAGUUCACCUACAAUGGCACUUACGUCUGCCAGGUCAAGAAUCCGCCGGAUGUCCACGGCGCAGUCGGAGUGAUUCGACUCCGUGUCGUCACCACAGCCUCUUUCUCCGAGCUUCUCCUUCUGGUGUUGGCCAUCGGAGGCGGUAUCGCUGCCGUGGUCAUCCUCCUCGUCAUCAUCGUGUCCUGCAGGAGGUGCAAGCGGAGGAGACAGAGGCAUGAAGGGAAUGAGGAGGCUCCCCGCAAAGAGAGAAAAGACCCCACUGCGUGCCACCCAUCGAGGGCCGUCCACCUCUACUUAUCAGAGACGUCCAUAGAGAUCGACAGUUCAGACGGCAUGAUCUCAGAAGCCAGCACCAAAGACCCCAGCUCCUCAGAGGAGGAGGGCCCGAGCUCAGACGAAGAUGACGGUGAUGACUCUGACUGAGGAGGUGGGGACAGACAGAGAGACAGAAACAUUGAUAUAAAGCCAGCUAGGAAGCCUGCUGGAGGGAUGCCCAGAUGGCACCCGUGGAUUAUGUUCCAUGGUUCUGCCGAGUGGGGACUAGAUGAAAUGAGCCCCGCUGCUGCUGUGUUGAAAAAAAGCACAUUGUUCAAGAAUGGAAGGAAAACGGGAAGAAAGUUCUGUUUGAAAGUUUUUGAAUAAGAACAAAGAGAUUAGAGCGAUACUUUUGAUGGAAUCUCUGAAACAAGAUCAAAUGUAACUUUAGUUUAGUCGAGAAAUGUUCAUAUGAGGGAAGAAAUCUGAUUGACACAGCGGGGUUUAUAAAGUGAGAGGAACUGUCAUUCUGAGGCUGGCUUGGUUGCUGUCCCGAAGGAAAAAAAGAGUCAAUUCAUGUUUAAUAAAUGCCCUUUAUUUUAGACAUGGAUCUUGUUAAGUGUAGGAGCUGCAACAAGUAACUGAUUUCGUCGAAGAUGUUGGCACGUAAGAAGUCGGAGUGAGUAAGGUGACUGCUGCCAUGAUGAGCCAUACACAUGACCUUUAAAUUUCUGAGGGUGCCUACGUUUUACAACUCAUUCUCUGGUUGAUAUUAAUGGAAUAUUAUAUGUAGAACCUGUCAUCUUUCAUGAGUUUCAUUAGGGAUACUGUAGGUCCUGCAUUUCAGCCAGUUACACACAUCAUCAUAAUACCUGCCAGUCUAAGAGCACUUGUUUGUUAAAAGCUGUUUUAUCCUCCAACUGUAGGCUGAGAAGCUUAUGUCACAUUAUAUUACUUGGACAAAAAGCAUAAAUAUUCUGUUGCUGUCAUUAAGUCCGAAGGCCAAAUACUUUAUCAGUGAGCGAGCAACUGCAUGCAUGCACUCAUGUUGAAUGAUGUGUGUGGGAGCGUACAGUCAGAUCUGAAAACCCUUUGAAUGCAAAAUGUCCUUGUGAGCCUGUUUUCUCUCCAUGCGUCUGUGAAUACAUCACGUCUACUAACAAAUGAUUGUAAUACCUGUCUUUCUUCCUUUUGUGACAGAGUGUUGUACUUGUGAUGUAAUGCCUAGCAAUGUUUGUAGAUUUUUCUAUUUUUUUUAGAUAAUGCCAGAAGUAUUAUGUUCUGUUGUUUAAAAGUGUCACUGUGUUUGUUUGUCAUAGAGCUUUUAUAAAAACGAUUUUCUAUUAAAAAAGCUUUUAAACCA